CGGAAGUCGGCUGAGGGAGAGGCUGCUGCACCUGCAGGAGGAGGAGGAGGAAGGAAAAGAACGAAAGAGGGAGAGGAGCUGCGCCGCGUCGGAACAGCUGCCGGCAGGUUCCCCCGAGGCUGCGAAAGCUCCGGGCGAGGUUUGCUCCGGACCCCUCCGAAUCCCCGUCCCCCUUGCAACUGGCGCCACGGCGGACAGGGCCGCAGGCAGCCAAGCCAUGGCGGAGUCCACGACCGCCAUGGGAGCCUCUUCGACGGUCACCGAGACGGAGGUGACGGAGCCGGAGAAUCGCAGUCUCACCAUCAAACUGAGGAAACGGAAACCGGCCAAGAAAGUGGAAUGGUCAAGUGACACGGUGGACAAUGAGCACUUGGGACGCAGAUCUUCCAAAUGCUGCUGCAUCUACGAGAAGCCGCGGGCGUUUGGCGAGAGCUCCACAGAGAGCGAAGACGAGGACGACGAAGGUUGCGGCAACGCUCACUGCAUCCGGGGCCACAAGAAAGGCCAGCACGGGAAGGGGCGGGGCAAAGCGGGAGACCCCAGCCCCUCGAAGAGCUGCCCCCAGAAGUCAGAGCCACCUGACCAUAACCACGCCGGGGCGAUGCAGCAUUGAAACCCUCCCUGCCCCGAACAGGGACUGACACUGCCCCAACUCAGGGGCAAGGGGGAGGGAGGGGAGGGCCUGCACAUUCAGCUACCCAUCCGUCUUGUGCUGGCGCUGGUGCUGCCUCGGUCCCAGGGCAAGGGGAGGGGGAGGGAGGGGAGGGGAGGGCACGCGCAUCCAGCUCCCCACCUGCCUUGUGCCAGAGCUGCUACUGUUGUCUGUCUGUCUAUCUGUGGCUGGUGAGUCCGUCUGGUGACACCCACCCUCACUCCACCCAACGUGGAAUGUAUUGAGAGAGAGAGAGAGCCUGCUGGGUUUCUUGGCUGAAUUUUUGCUCCCACGCUUCUUCAUUAAAUAUUUGCAUCAGUGAGAAACAAGGUGGGAAACGGGUGCUGCUUCAGAAAAGGGCAGCGAUGGGGCUGUGCCCGAGCUCCUAUCGGACAUGCAUGCCUUCUUGCUCCCCGUUCCCGGCUUUGAGUACCCUUCCGUCACACCUCCGUUUUCUGCCUCCCCUUGUCCUUCCCCAGCAAUCUCCUUCCCUAACCAGCCCAGUUCUAACGCUCGAUGAUCUUCAUUCUCUUUCGCUCUCACCCUGCCCUCUUUGAUCCCUGUUGGUCCCCCUCCCACUUCUCCCCCCCCCAUACUCCACUCUUGGCCUCCCCACUGCUGCAGGGCCACUGCUUUUGACACACAGCUGCCCUGAGGGUGCAAUUGUGGGCUUUACCCACCGUCCUAAACUUUUCCACGAGCCAUCGGUUCCUCCUCUGCACUGCUACAACAACUGUGAUUAGUUGUCUUCAGUUGUGUCCUUCUAAGAGGGCACCCUUCCCUUCCACGAUUCCUUUUUUUAAAAAAAACAAAAAACCAAACCCAACAAUGUUUCUUUUUCAUUAUGUUAUAGAAGGCUGUGAUAUAUUUUCUUUUAAGUGGGGCUGGGGAGAAAAGGAAGGAAAUCAGGGUGGGUGCACUUUACUCAUGAGGUGAUGGGUUCAGAAACUGGUGCUGGAGUUGGGGGAGAGGUGUUGUGGACAUGGAAGGCGGCUGAGAAUGAUGUGCUAUGGUACACUCUGGCAUCUGCCCAGGGAGCAAGGUUGGUCCUCGUUUGGAGAAGGUCCACGAUCGAAUAAAACAGAUCCUGAUCAGCUUUCACGGUGAAGUGGAGCGUCAGCAGAAGGUGGACUUCAUGACCUUGCAUGAAGAAUACCAGCCUUCUGUUCACUUUCCAUCCUAUGGCUGCAGGAUCAUACUAAACGAGCUCCCCCCACCUCCUGAAAACUCACAUGACCGCAAAGGGAUCCUGGCAUUGCGAUGUGAGGCAGGGGCACCUUCCCUUGCAUGACUCACAGAUCACUCUGUCGCUCUCACUGCCCACGGUUUCAUGAAAAAAGUUCUGGGCUGAAUUUUUCAGUUCUCUGUUUUGUACAGCCUCGAACCCUCUCUGGCCCUUGUGUGCCAAUGUCGGCUUGCUUCUAAUUAAAAGUCGCGCUACCCCAGAGAACCACAUGGCAAAGCGUUUCCCACAAGGUUUUGAGCUAGUUAGGGGGCCUCUGCCUGGCUUGGAGAACUCAUUUUCAGCAGCAUUUCUCCAGCUUCUGAUGGCUGAGGCAUAGGCCUGUUUGAAUGAAAACUUGGGAGGCACACGUCACACUCUGAUCUGAAAAGAUUCUCUGCCAGGGAGUGAACGCAAGUGGUGCACGGUUGCUCUCAAAGCUUACCCCAUCCAUUUCUGCAUCAGUCACACCCUUGAGCAAGAACACAUUGCAGAGCAGGAGAUUGGAGAUGCAAUGGUUUGCCACCACCUCCUCUCUCAGCAAGUGCUUUGGGUUCAGGGAAGCCUCUUGAUGAAUUUCUUUUGUGCAACACGCUUUCAUUCCCGUAGCACGGUGUUCAGAUUGCCUGAUGGGUAAAGUGGGCCUAACCACCCUCUUUUGUGCUAGCCCUCCUUGGCAGGCACAAUUUGGCCCAAAUCAAGGGAAUGUUGGGGGUGUGGGGCUUGAGGAUUUCAUCACUUGGGGCCCUACAUUCCCCCAGUAAGUUGGAACACAGUUUUGGAGCAACUACGCUAGGGUAAGCCACAGAUUUCUGUACAUGGGCAGGGUGAGGAACUUCAUAGGCGAGUCAUUAUUCUGGUGUUAUUAUUGGCCUGUCCUGUUUGGACGAAGGAAGUGUGGUGACAUGUUCAGCCGGUCACAAGACGGGAGGCUGAGCAAGUGCCUAUUGGCCACAAGACGGGAGGCUGAGCAAGUGGGACCGCUGAGCUUGUAGCCACAUGCAGUUGCUCUACAAAUAAUAAGCAUCCCCAUUUACCGGCAAAAAAGAGGGGGGGGCGAAAUGCUCCUUAGCGGAAUUGCUUUCUCUCCUGCCUUGCCCUAGGAAGAAAAUUAGAUGCAGCAGCUUAAGAAGAUGCCCCCGGAGUUUAAAAUACAAAUGCCUGCGGGUUUGUACAGGCAUCUUUGCUUCCUUGGUCACUCCGGUAGCCCUAAGUCCUGUGCUGCUCAACCAGCUUAUAAGAUACGCACCCAUCUCAAAUGUAUUGCAACCCCAAAUGCCGAUUUUUGUCAAGCUCAUUACAAAUGGCAUACAUUA
Molecule: messenger RNA, 3190 nt
Organism: Zootoca vivipara (common lizard)
Lineage: Eukaryota; Metazoa; Chordata; Lepidosauria; Squamata; Lacertidae
Gene: PPP1R11
Product: protein phosphatase 1 regulatory inhibitor subunit 11
Cellular component (GO): nucleus
Molecular function (GO): protein serine/threonine phosphatase inhibitor activity; protein phosphatase 1 binding
Source: RefSeq, a predicted model, not a curated record